Molecule: messenger RNA, 9848 nt
Organism: Alexandromys fortis (reed vole)
Lineage: Eukaryota; Metazoa; Chordata; Mammalia; Rodentia; Cricetidae
Gene: Ash1l
Product: ASH1 like histone lysine methyltransferase
Exons: 32
Coding region: 199-9072 (2957 amino acids)
Biological process (GO): regulation of DNA-templated transcription
Cellular component (GO): nucleoplasm; nucleus
Molecular function (GO): protein binding; chromatin binding; DNA binding
Source: RefSeq, a predicted model, not a curated record
GCUGCCGUUGGUAGCCGUGGGGGCGGGGAAGGGAGGGAGGCGAGCCGAGGAGGAGAAGGAGGAGGAGGCGGAGGAGGAUCGGGCUCGCGCCGCCGUAGGGAAAGAGAUGCUGGUCGCAAGUUUUGGAAAACCGUAUUUUUUUAUGGAACAGUGUUCUGUAAAAGUUUUAUAAGAUUCCUUGGCAAUAACACACUUGUGAUGGACUCUAGGAAUACUGCUAUGUUAGGAUUGGGUUCUGAUUCCGAAGGAUUUUCAAGGAAGAGUCCUUCUACCAUCAAUACUGGCACUCUGGCCAGCAAGAGAGAAGUAGAAAUAGAGAGUAACACGAAAGAAGAAGAGGAUCCGCGCAAGCGGAAUCGAGAAAGGAACAGUGAAGUAGGAAAAGAUGAUGGUUUGACUGAUGCACAGCAACAGUUUUCAGUGAAAGAAACAAACUUCUCAGAGGGAAACUUAAAAUUGAAAAUUGGCCUUCAGGCUAAGAGAACUAAAAAGCCUCCAAAAAACUUGGAGAACUAUGUGUGUCGGCCUGCCAUAAAAACAACCAUCAAGCACUCAAGAAAAGCACUUAAAAGUGGGAAGAUGACAGAUGAGAAGAGUGACCACUGCCCUUCAAAAUGGGACCCUUCAAAACUGUACAAGAAAGCAGGUGAUGCUUCAGCCAUGGAAUGCCAAUCUGAAGAAAGCGUCCAUCUUCAUUCACAGGGAGAAAAUAAUCCUUUGUCUAAGAAGCUUUCUCCGGAACAUUCACAAAUGGCGGAUUACAUUAAUUCAGCACCAUCUCUUGCUGGCGGACGGGAUCCUGAUGUAAAAGACAGAGCAUUACUUAAUGGAGGAACUAGUGUAACAGAGAAGUUGGCACAGCUCAUUGCUACCUGUCCUCCUUCCAAGUCUUCCAAGACAAAACCGAAGAAGUUAGGAACUGGCACUACAGUAGGAUUGGUUAGCAAGGACUUAAUCAGAAAACCAGGUGUUGGCUCUAUAGCUGGAAUAAUUCAUAAGGACUUAAUUAAAAAGCCAGCUCUUAGCACAGCAGUUGGGUUGGUAACUAAAGAUUCAGGGAAAAAGCCUAUGUUCAAUGCAGCGGUAGGAUUGAUUAGUAAGGACUCUGUGAAAAAAUUGGGAACUGGCACUACAACAGUAUUCAUUAAUAAAGACUUAGGCAAAAAGCCAGGGACUAUCACUACAGUAGGACUGCUGAGCAAAGAUGCAGGAAAGAAGCUAGGAAUUGGUAUUGUUCCAGGUUUAGUGAAUAAAGAGUCUGGCAAGAAAUUAGGACUUGGCACUGUAGUUGGACUGGUUAAUAAAGAGUUGGGAAAGAAAUUGAGUUCUACAGUUGGCCUAGUGGCCAAGGAUGUUACGAAGAAGAUUGUAGCGAGUUCAGCAAUGGGACUGGUUAAUAAGGACAUUGGAAAGAAAUUAGUAAGUUGUCCUCUGGCAGGACUAGGCAAUAAAGAUGCCUUAAACCUUAAAACUGAAGCACUGCUUCCCACUCAGGAACAACUUAAGGCUUCUUGUAGUGCAAACAUCAAUAAUCAUGAAAGUCAAGAACUUCCUGAGUCUCUGAAAGACAGUGCCACCAUCAAAACUUUCGAGAAGAAUAUUCUGCGGCAUAGUAAAGAAAGCAUGUUGGAAAAGUUUUCAGUCCGAAAAGAAAUUACUAAUUUGGAGAAAGAAAUGUAUAAUGAAGGAACGUGCAUUCAGCAAGACAAUUUCUCAUCUAAUGAAAGGGGAGUCUUUGAGACCUCAAAGCAUGAAAAACAACCUCCUGUCUAUUGCACUUCUCCAGACUUUCAGAUGGGAGUUGCCUCUGAUGCGUCUACAGCUAAGUCUCCCUUUGGUGCAGUAGGAGAAAGCAAUCUUCCUUCCCCUACACCUACUGUAUCUAUUAAUCCUUUAACCAGAAGUCCCCCCGAAACUUCUUCACAGUUGGCUCCAAACCCGUUACUUUUAAAUUCUACAGCAGAACAAAUGGAAGAAAUUUCUGAAUCUAUUGGAAAGAACCAGUUUACUGCUGAAAGUUCUCACUUGAAUGUUGGUCAUAGGCCAUUAAGUCAUAGCAUAAGUAUUGAGUGUAAAGGAAUUGAUAAGGAAAUCAGUGAAUCAAAAAAUACACAUCUAGAUAUUCCUAGAAUAAGUUCUUCCUUGGGGAAAAAGCCAAGUUUGGCUUCUGACUCUGGUAUUCACACAAUAACUCCUUCAGUUGUUAACUUUACUAGUUUAUUUAGUAACAAACCCUUUUUAAAGCUUGGUGCAGUAGCUGCAUCAGACAAACACUGCCAAGUUGCGGAAAGCCUGAGCACUAGUUUCCAGUCCAAACCAUUAAAAAAAAGGAAAGGAAGAAAACCUCGGUGGACUAAAGUGGUGGCAAGAAGCACAUGUCGGUCUCCAAAAGGACUAGAUUUAGAAAGAUCCGAGCUGUUUAAAAAUGUUUCAUGUAGCUCACUAUCAAAUAGUUCUGAGCCAGCUAAGUUUAUGAAAAAUAUAGGAGCAUCGUCUUUUGUUGAUCACGACUUUCUUAAACGCCGAUUGCCAAAAUUGAGUAAGUCUACAGCUCCAUCUCUUGCUCUCUUAACUGACAGUGAAAAACCAUCUCAUAAAUCUUUUAUUGCUCACAAACUUUCCUCCAGUAUGUGUGUCACUAGUGAUCUUUUGUCGGAUAUUUAUAAACCCAAAAGAGGAAGACCUAAAUCCAAGGAAAUGCCUCAACUAGACGGUCCACCUAAAAGGACUUUGAAAAUACCUGCCUCUAAAGUUUUUUCUUUACAGUCUAAAGAAGAACAAGAACCCCCAAUUUUACAGCCAGAAAUUGAAAUUCCUUCCUUCAAACAAAGUUUGUCUGUAUCUCCUUUUCCAAAAAAGAGAGGCAGGCCUAAGAGGCAGAUGAGAUCUCCAGUGAAGAUGAAGCCACCUGUACUAUCAGUGGCUCCAUUUGUUGCCACUGAAAGUCCGAGUAAGCUAGAGUCUGAAAGUGAAAACCACAGAAGUAGCAGUGAUUUCUUUGAGAGUGAGGAUCAGCUUCAGGAUACAGAUGACUUAGAUGACAGUCAUAGGCAAAGUGUCUGUAGUAUGAGUGACCUUGAGAUGGAACCAGAAAAAAAAAUUAGCAAGCGAAACAAUGGACAAUUAAUGAAAACAAUUAUUCGCAAAAUAAAUAAAAUGAAGACUUUAAAGAGAAAAAAACUGUUGAAUCAGAUUCUUUCAAGUUCUGUAGAAUCAAGUAAUAAAGGAAAAGUACAAUCCAAACUUCAUAAUACAGUAUCAAGUCUUGCUGCCACAUUUGGCUCUAAAUUGGGCCAACAAAUAAAUGUCAGUAAGAAAGGAACCAUUUAUAUAGGGAAGAGGAGGGGUCGGAAACCAAAAACUGUCUUAAAUGGCCUUCUUUCUGGUAGCCCUGCCAGCCUUGCUGUGCUUGAACAAACAGCUCAGCAGGCAGCUGGGUCAGCACUAGGACAGAUCCUUCCCCCCUUACUGCCUUCACCUGCUAGUAGCUCAGAGAUCCUUCCAUCCCCUGUUUGCUCUCAGUCUUCUGGGACUAGUGGAGGUCAGAGUCCUGUUAGUAGUGACGCAGGCUUUGUUGAACCUAGUUCAGUGCCAUAUUUGCAUAUGCACUCCAGACAGGGCAGUAUGAUUCAGACUCUUGCAAUGAAGAAAGCUUCCAAGGGGAGGAGGCGAUUAUCUCCUCCUACUUUGUUGCCAAAUUCUCCUUCUCAUUUGAGUGAACUCACAUCUUUGAAAGAAGCUACUCCUUCCCCAGUUAGUGAAUCUCAUAGUGAUGAGACUAUUCCCAGUGAUAGUGGCAUUGGGACAGAUAAUAACAGCACAUCAGACAGGGCAGAGAAGUUUUGUGGACAGAAAAAGAGGAGACAUUCUUUUGAACACAUUUCUCUGAUUCCCCCUGAAACGUCUACUGUCCUAAACAGUCUUAAAGAAAAACAUAAACACAAGUGUAAGCGCAGGAGUCACGAUUAUCUCAGCUAUGAUAAAAUGAAAAGACAGAAACGAAAACGGAAAAAGAAAUAUCCCCAGCUUCGCAGUAGGCAGGAUCCAGACUUUAUCGCAGAGCUAGAGGAGCUAAUAAGUCGUCUAAGUGAAAUCCGGAUCACCCAUCGCAGUCAUCAUUUCAUUCCCCGAGACCUCCUGCCCACUAUCUUUCGAAUCAACUUUAAUAGUUUCUAUACACAUCCUUCUUUUCCUUUAGACCCUUUGCACUACAUUCGGAAGCCUGAUUUAAAAAAGAAAAGAGGAAGGCCCCCUAAGAUGAGGGAGGCAGUGGCAGAAAUGCCUUUUAUGCACAGCCUUAGUUUUCCUUUAUCUAGUACUGGAUUUUAUCCUUCCUAUGGCAUGCCUUAUUCUCCUUCACCCCUUACAGCUGCUCCAAUAGGGUUAGGUUAUUAUGGAAGGUAUCCCCCCACUCUUUAUCCACCACCUCCAUCUCCAUCAUUCAGCACUCCACUGCCACCUCCUUCCUAUAUGCAUGCUGGUCAUUUAUUGCUCAAUCCUACCAAAUACCAUAAGAAAAAGCAUAAGCUCCUUAGACAGGAGGCAUUUCUCACAACCAGCAGGACGCCCCUCCUUUCCAUGAGCACCUACCCCAGCGUACCUCCAGAGAUGGCUUAUGGUUGGAUGGUGGAGCAUAAACACAGACACCGUCACAAACACAGAGAGCACCGUUCUGAGCAACCCCAGGUUUCCAUGGACUCUGGCUCUUCCAGAUCUGUCUUGGAAUCUUUGAAGCGUUACCGGUUUGGAAAGGAUACUGUUGGAGAUAGAUAUAAGCAUAAGGAAAAGCACAGGUGCCACAUGUCCUGCCCUCAUCUCUCUCCUUCAAAGAGCUUAAUAAACAGAGAAGAACAGUGGGUUUCUCGAGAGCCUUCAGAAUCCAGUUCUUUAGCCUUGGGAUUGCAAACGCCUUUACAGAUUGACUGCUCGGAAAGUUCCCCAAGUUUGUCCCUUGGAGGAUUUACUCCCAGUUCUGAGCCAGCUAGCAGUGAUGAACAUAUGAACCUUUUUACAAGUGCAAUAGGCAACUGCAGAGUUUCAAACCCUAACUCCAAUUGCCGCAAGAAAUUAACUGACAGCCCUGGACUCUUUCCUGUGCAAGAUACUGCCCUGAAUCGGCCUCUCAGAAAGGAAGCCCUGCCUUCCAGUGAAAGGGCAAUUCAAACAUUGGCAGGAAAAAGACCCCUCAGGGACAAACCCUGCCAGCAGAGGGUUGAAAGCACUGGCUGCUCUCCCAGAGGUCAGAGGACAACUAGUGAGAGUAAUUCCUCCUCUGUGAAUGGAAUUCCCUCCAGAAGUCCCAGAUUGGUUGCGUCUAUGGAUGAUUCUGUAGACAGUCUGUUGCAACGGAUAGUACAUGAUGAGCAAGAGUCCAUGGAGAAAAGUACUGAUGCUGCAGUUACAGCUGUGUCUGUACCACCUUCCUCCAGUCCAGGCCAUAGCUAUAGCAAAGAGCGAGCCCUAGGUAAAUCAGAUAGUCUUCUAAUGUCUGCGGUCCCAGGUGACUCUUGUGAUAAUAAUGUCCCACUUCUUUCUGAAAAGUUAGCAAGUCGAUGUUCUCCCCAUCAUAUCAAGAGAAGUGUAGUUGAAGCUAUGCAGCGCCAAGCUCGGAAAAUGUGCAAUUAUGACAAAAUCUUGGCCACCAAGAAAAACCUGGACCACGUCAAUAAAAUUUUAAAAGCCAAAAAACUUCAAAGGCAGGCCAGGACAGGGAACAAUUUUGUGAAACGCAGACCAGGUCGACCUCGGAAAUGUCCCCUCCAAGCUGUGGUAUCAAUGCAAGCAUUCCAGGCUGCCCAGUUGGUCAAUCCAGAAUUGAAUGAAGGUGAAGAAGUAGCGCUGCACCUAAGUCCAGACACAGUUACUGAUGUGAUCGAGGCUGUGGUUCAGAGUGUGAACCUUAAUUCAGAACAUAAGAAGGGGUUGAAGAGGAAAAAUUGGCUGUUAGAAGAACAAAGUAGGAAAAAGCAGAAGACAAUACCAGAGGAAGAAGAACAAGAAAACAAUAAAAGUUUUAUAGAAACACCAGCUGAAAUUCCCAUUCCUCUUGAAACCCCCACCGAACCUUCUGAACCUGAAAGUACCUUGCAACCUGUGCUGGCUCUCAUCCCACGAGAAAAGAAGGCCCCACGUCCUCCAAAGAAAAAGUACCAGAGAGCUGGGCUGUAUUCUGAUGUUUACAAAACCACAGACCCAAAGAGCCGAUUAAUCCAGUUAAAGAAAGAGAAGCUGGAAUAUACUCCAGGAGAGCAUGAAUAUGGAUUGUUCCCAGCACCAAUUCAUGUUGGAAAGUACCUGAGACAGAAAAGAAUUGACUUCCAGCUUCCUUAUGACAUCCUCUGGCAGUGGAAACACAAUCAGCUAUACAAAAAACCAGAUGUCCCCCUGUAUAAAAAAAUUCGUUCAAAUGUCUACGUUGAUGUCAAACCUCUUUCUGGUUAUGAGGCUACCACCUGUAACUGUAAGAAGCCGGAUGAUGCCACCAGGAAGGGCUGUGGGGAUGACUGCCUCAAUAGAAUGAUCUUUGCUGAGUGUUCCCCUAACACUUGCCCGUGUGGUGAGCAGUGCUGUAACCAGAGGAUACAGAGGCAUGAGUGGGUGCAAUGUCUGGAACGAUUUCGAGCUGAAGAAAAAGGUUGGGGAAUUAGAACCAAGGAACCCCUGAAAGCUGGCCAGUUCAUCAUAGAAUACCUAGGGGAAGUUGUCAGCGAACAAGAAUUCAGGAACAGAAUGAUUGAACAGUAUCAUAAUCACAGUGACCAUUACUGUUUGAACCUGGAUAGCGGAAUGGUGAUUGACAGUUAUCGCAUGGGAAAUGAGGCCAGAUUCAUCAACCACAGCUGUGACCCAAAUUGUGAAAUGCAGAAAUGGUCUGUUAAUGGAGUGUACCGUAUUGGACUCUAUGCGCUUAAGGAUGUGCCGGCUGGGACUGAGCUCACCUAUGACUACAACUUCCAUUCCUUCAAUGUGGAAAAACAGCAACUUUGUAAAUGUGGUUUUGAGAAAUGUAGAGGAAUCAUCGGAGGCAAAAGUCAGCGGGUGAAUGGACUCACUAGCCAUAAAAGCAGCCAGCCUGUGAGCACACAUAAAAAGUAUGGACGGUCGAAAGAGAAGAGGAAGUCUAAACACAAGCUGAAGAAAAGGAGAGGCCAACCCUCUGAAGAGCCCAGUGAAAACAUCAAUACCCCAACAAGAUUGACUCCACAAUUACAGAUGAAGCCAAUGUCCAAUAGAGAGAGAAACUUUAUAUUAAAGCAUCAUGUGUUCUUGGUCCGAAACUGGGAAAAGAUUCAUCAGAAACAGGAAGAAGUAAAGCACAACCGUGACAUCCACUCAACAUCAUUGUACACCCGUUGGAAUGGCAUCUGCAGAGAUGACGGGAAUAUUAAGUCUGAUGUCUUCAUGACCCAGUUCUCUGCCCUGCAGACAGCUAGAUCUGUUCGAACAAGACGCUUGGCAGCCGCAGAAGAAAACCUGGAAGUGGCCCGGGCAGCACGCCUAGCACAGAUCUUCAAAGAGAUCUGUGAUGGUAUCAUCGCUUACAAAGAUUCUUCACAACAAGCCCUUGCAGCUCCGCUUUUGAAUCUUCCCCCAAAGAAAAAGAAUGCUGACUAUUAUGAGAAGAUCUCUGACCCCCUGGACCUCAGCACCAUAGAGAAGCAGAUCCUCACUGGGUAUUAUAAAACAGUGGACGCUUUUGAUGCUGACAUGCUCAAGGUCUUUCGAAAUGCUGAGAAGUACUAUGGUCGUAAAUCUCCAAUUGGGAGAGAUGUUUGCCGCUUACGAAAGGCCUAUUACAGUGCCCGGCAUGAGGCAUCAGCGCAAAUUGAUGAGAUUGUGGGAGAAACAGCAAGUGAGGCGGACAGCAGUGAGACCUCCGUCUCUGAAAAGGAGACCGGGCAUGAAAAGGACGAUGAUGUCAUCCGGUGCAUCUGUGGCCUCUACAAGGAUGAAGGCCUUAUGAUCCAGUGUGACAAAUGCAUGGUGUGGCAGCACUGUGACUGCAUGGGUGUGAACACAGAUGUGGAGCACUACCUUUGUGAGCAGUGUGACCCUCGGCCUGUGGACAGGGAGGUACCCAUGAUCCCUCGGCCCCAUUAUGCCCAACCUGGCUGUGUCUACUUCAUCUGUUUACUUCGAGAUGACUUGCUGCUUCGUCAGGGUGAUUGUGUGUACCUGAUGAGGGACAGUCGACGCACACCUGAUGGCCAUCCAGUCCGUCAGUCCUACAGACUGUUAUCACACAUUAACCGAGAUAAACUUGACAUCUUUAGAAUUGAAAAGCUUUGGAAGAAUGAGAAAGAGGAACGGUUUGCCUUUGGUCACCAUUAUUUCCGCCCCCAUGAAACCCACCACUCUCCAUCCCGUCGGUUCUAUCACAAUGAGCUAUUUCGGGUGCCACUCUAUGAGAUCAUUCCCUUGGAGGCUGUAGUUGGGACCUGCUGUGUGUUGGACCUUUAUACAUAUUGUAAAGGGAGACCUAAAGGAGUCAAGGAACAAGACGUCUACAUCUGUGACUAUCGGCUUGACAAGUCAGCACACCUAUUUUACAAAACCCAUCGGAACCGAUACCCUGUCUGCACCAAACCCUAUGCCUUUGAUCAUUUCCCCAAGAAACUCACUCCCAAAAGAGAUUUCUCACCUCAUUAUGUCCCAGACAACUACAAGAGGAACGGAGGGCGAUCAUCCUGGAAGUCUGACCGCUCAAAGCCUCCCCUAAAAGACCUAGGGCAAGAAGAUGAUGCUUUGCCCUUGAUUGAAGAGGUGCUGGCCAGUCAGGAGCAAACAGCUAGUGAGACGCCCAGCCCUGAGGAGCCAGAAAAGGAGAGAGUCACUACUGAUAUUGACAAUGGGAAGAAACCAGAGGAGAAUAAUCAAGAGCCCCAGUUACCCAGCACACCUGAGGAACGAAGGCACAACCAACGGGAACGGCUCAACCAGAUCUUGCUCAACCUCCUUGAGAAAAUCCCUGGGAAAAAUGCCAUCGAUGUGACCUACCUGCUGGAGGAAGGAUCAGGCCGGAGACUGCGAAGGCGCACUUUGUUUAUACCAGAAAACAGCUUUCGGAAGUGACUCUUAAAGAAACAAGAACUUGGAGCAUCUGGGAUCCAGUGAAGCCAACAAGUCCAGUCUCUUGCUCUCCGAGUGUGGACAGGGGCGGGUCCAUCCAGGCAAGGGGAGUGGGGUCCGUCUUUGACGUUAGGUACUUACUAAACAUUGGAGCUAGUGGAGAAGGGGGGAAGAAGAGGAAGUAGGCUUGAGGCUGUUGAGUUUAUUUCUCCUCUUGAUGGCUUUACCGUAAGGGUUACAGUAGGGAGGAGGACCUUGGUAGGAAUAGCCAGGAGCUGUUGGUACUUUACAGCAGUUGAUACUCCUCACAGCUGGGCUUCUCUGGGCUGUCCUCUAACCCUGCAAGCACUAAAAAUGCUGCUUCCUAUGACCAGGUCUAAAUUCAGACUCCAAAGGGAAGGUCCUGGAUCCCAGCCCUAUCCCGUUUGUUCUCUUUUAGCUCUGAGACUCGGAGAGAGACCUAAAACAGAUGUCGUAGCUGGGGCCUCUCCUUAGUUCCUGGACCAGGGAAGUUCUCUCUCCUCCUUGCCCAGCCAGGUUAAAGUGAUAGAACAUGAACUGACUGCUCAGAGCCCUUGGAACUGCUGCCGCUCUCCCACCUCUGCUCCCUAAAACAGAGUCAACAGAGUCAUGGGCUAGGGGAGGCCCCUAUGGGGUCAAAAGGGCAGUAUUUGUAAUUAUUUUUGUUUUACCCUUCAUAACCUUGCUGAACCUGUUUUUCCUACUGAGACAGCCAAGCCCCCGCCAGCACACAUGCUGCUUCUCUUCCUGUGUCUGCU